AUGUUCACAAACGGUUACCCGAGACCGGGUGGCGCAGAUCUCUGCCUUGGGCGGUUGAGCCGUGUCUCCUUUGGGUUCCGCGGUUUCGCGAUUCGGGAGAGAGGAAAUUCAACGGGGCGCCCGGUCUAUCUCCACGGUCCAGGCAGCAGGCAGUGUCGCGUUAAUCCUCCGUUGCACGAAAGGACCGAGCACGGCGAGGUUCUUCGAUCAUUUGUUGAGGCGAGGCCCUCGAGGGGGACCUUCGGACAGGACCUGUUUAUUGUGACGGGUUAUAUAUAUUAUGCGGGGUACCGCAAUAAAAAAUCUCCUCUUAGGUAGGGUCUCUCCGCGUCUCUGUCUGCCUCCACUGCUGUGUUGCUGCCGUCACUAGCUAUGUAGAUACACGGAGAGUUGUCUUGUUCCGGUUAUUGGUGCAUCAUUUUCUCUGGGUUGUCGAGAGUAGUGAGAACACUGUCAGAUUCGCACAGUAGUAAAUAUUAGAGGGUCUCACACGAAAAAGAGUGGCUACAACUCGGAGAAUAACUCAGACACAACAAAUUGAGUUUUCGUCCAGUCGGGUGUGUUCUCGUGGCACUGGACGUCUGUGCACGGCGGCAUAUAAAAACAGGUCUACUGACGUGCGUGCGCAUCGUCACUAUUGCUACGGGCUGUCUUUGAUGUUCUCGGAUGGCAUUUUCUAUUUUUCAGGUGUACCCAUGCUAGCUUUCGCACGUGAGAAUGAAUGGAUGUACUUGCGCGAAUGCUGCACACGAACGACCCAUCGGGGAGAGCCAACCAACGCGCAAGUCCCUGGGUGUCAGCGCAGUGGCUGCAAAUCCGUGCGGUAGGAAGGCGAAGCGGACGUGCACGCCACCAGCAAAGCAGCGGACCAGGCCAUCACGAGUCUAGAUGCCGCGGCAACAGCUGCCGCUCACGAAACAAAAAAGGGCACCCAAGCCUCCGAAGAAGAGGAGAGAGGAAGGGAUAAAAUGGGGAGAUCAAUUGAUCGAUCCACACCAACAAGCCUCACGCAUAUGGUAUGAGCAACAACGCCCCCCUGCCCCCUACCCUCCUAUCCAGACGCCCAUCAACUCUCGAGGUCUCAAAGCUCUAGCACGCUCUAAUAUCGAACGUCAUGCAGAUGGGCAUGACGUCGCUUAGAGGCUGCCGGCCACGUGCCACGCGCGGAUGAUCCCGUCGGUGUACCUG
Molecule: messenger RNA, 1188 nt
Organism: Ectocarpus siliculosus
Lineage: Eukaryota; Phaeophyceae; Ectocarpales; Ectocarpaceae
Source: the annotation of a GenBank genome assembly